UGCAAUGUAAUUCCUUAUAUAUUAGCUAUACACAUGGCGCGUGUCUCCUGAUUUUGUUGUUUGCUCGUAUUUUGUAACGAAUGCGGAUCCUUUUCAUUGAGAGCCAUCAGAUGAGAUGCUCUGACCAGCAGAGACCGGAGUCUGGUGCCUCGUCGCGGCGCUCCGGUGGCCCUCAUCCCCGCCGCUUGCAAGUGGAGCAGGGGGCGUGUAGUGUGAUCGCUCACCUAUAACGGGCGCACACUCCGCCAAGCCAUUCUAAGGGGGCUUUGUUAUAAAUAUGAGGGGUAUAUUGCGCAGUGGGGACGGCUCUCCGUAUGAUAAAGACUUUUAACGAUGAUGUUUGCCUGGUUUUCAGAGUAAUGAAACUCCACCCACACCGGCCGUAAACGAUUCGGUGAAUUGGGGUCCCGCAAUCAGCGCGCAAUCGGAGCCCGUGCGGCUGCGGAGUGGAGGACGGUUCGCCGGGCGGCUGCGGAGUGGAAGGACGGUUCGCCGGGCGGCGACGCCCAUGCCGUGGGGCUGCUGCAGCAGGGUAUAAAUGCAAGGUGCAGGAGCGCGUGAAGGGGUGGCACAUGACGGCGCACAUUUAAAGGUUUAUAAAGGAUUAUAGGAGAUGUGAGUGAGGGGGCGACGCCUACGCUUCCACUUCAUUACGGACUUUCCUUCAUUUACCCUUUUCACUCUUUGCUCUUUUAUACCGGUGGAGAAAAACGUAUAACGGGAGACGGACAGAUACGCCCGUGCUGCCGCUGCUAUAGGUGUUUUCCGGCCGUCAGUGAUGGCAAAAGGCUUCUUGCCCCUAAGCUGCCGGUGACAUGUGCAGCCGGACGGACGCGAUGGUUCCGGGCACCUUCUUGGCGCUGAUCCUGGCGUGCAGCUCCGGGCUGCGGGUCCGAGCGGAGGUGAUCGCUGAAGACAGCUACUUAAACACACUGCGGAGCACAGCCCCGCUAUCCUGCUCCGAGGGCUUCACCGAGCUCGGCUACUACAACGGCUCCGUGUCACAGACGGACUCCGGGCUGCCCUGCCUGCGCUGGACCGAGUUCCCUGACUACGUGCAGCAGUACCCAGGCCGGGGGCUGGGCGACCACAGCUACUGCCGGAACCCGGACCGCGAGUCCAACCCCUGGUGCUUUUUCCGGCAGAGCUCGGGCGCCAUCGGCUGGGCUUACUGUGACUGCCACCAGGGUGCAGCCCGGCUGGUAGGCAGCUCCUCCCCCCGGAGUGGGCGUCUGGAGGUGUACCUGAAUGGCCAGUGGGGGGCGGUGUGCGACACCCACCUGACGGACCGCGACGCCAGCGUUGUCUGCAGCCAGCUGGGCUUGGGAGACAUCGGCACGGCGCUCCAGCACUCCUAUUUCGGGCCUGGCACUGGGCUCUUCCACUAUGAGAGACUGGGCUGCCGUGGUAAUGAGAACUCUCUGCUGGAGUGCCGGAGCAGGAAGUUUGUCACGGGAGACUGUAACCAUGGGAACGAGGCCAGCGUGGUGUGUGCCCCUCCUGAAGGUAACGGCGCCCCCCUGAGGCUGGUGGGAGGUCUGGAGGAAUUCGAGGGCCGUGUGGAGGUAUAUUACAACGGCAGGUGGGGCACCGUCUGCGAUGACAAGUGGGACGACGUCGACGCAGAGGUGGUGUGCAGGCAGCUUGGGCUGGGGGGCAUCCCAAAGGCCUGGUCCUGGGCCCACUUUGGCCAGGGUUCAGGCCCCAUCCUGCUGGAUGCGGUACAGUGCUCCGGGAACGAACUUUCACUGGAUGAGUGUGCCCAUGGCGGCUGGGAGCAGCACAACUGCGACCACAUGGAGGACGCGGGGGUGUCCUGCAGCCCCUACACCGAUGGGGUGGUGCGGCUGGUGGGGGCUGAUAGCCCCUGGGAGGGCCGCCUUGAGGUGUUCCACGCCGGGGACUGGGGCACCGUCUGCAGCCGCAACUGGACCAGCCUCCAGGCCCAGGUCGUGUGCCGGCAGCUGGGCUUCAGGGGGCGGGCUGAGGUGGCCCCAGAUGGCACAUUCGGCGAGGGUGCGGGUCUGAUCCUGCUGGACGGUGUGCGCUGCACGGGCACCGAGCUCUCCCUGCUGGACUGCGAGCAUGGCGCGUGGGGCCGGCACGACUGCGAGCACGCCCAGGAUGUGGGGGUGCACUGUGAGGACGGAGCCGAAACCAAUCAUAUCCCGGCCGGCCCACCAAUCGCAGGCCCUCCGAUCCGCCUGGUGGGCGGAAGGAGCCGGAAGGAGGGUCGUGUGGAGGUACUAGUGGACGGUCAGUGGGGCGUUGUGUGUGAAGACGGCUGGAGCGAUCGCACCGCGCAGGUCGUCUGCCGGCAGCUGGGCUUCGGCGGUGUCUCCAAGGCACGCCCUGGGGAGUACUUCAGAGAGGAGAGCAGGGCAGUGCGCUGGGGCCGUGUACGCUGCUCGGGGCGAGAGGCCGCGCUGGGAGACUGCCCCGUCAGAGGGCACGGUGUCCUCGACUGCAGGAGCAGCGGGCCAGGUGUGACCUGCGAUUACACACCGGGGCCCGAAGACGACGGUGCUGGGGAGGGCCGACAGUCAUGUGGCCUGAGGCCUCAGAUCCUACACCGUGGGAAGAGGACCGAGGUAGAGGAGGAAUCCCUGGAGUCUCUGAGCGAGUCGUGGCCCUGGCAGGUCUUCCUCUGGCCGGCCUCCCAGCCCACAGGGGGCCACCCACUCUGCAUCGCCACUCUCAUAGAUCCCUGCUGGGCUCUGACUGCAGCGCACUGUUUCAAGAGGUUUGGCAGGGACCCGUCCAGCUACGUGCUGCAGCUGGGUGGCUCCGGCCCCAGGGCCCGCAGCCUGACCCCUGAGCGCAUCAUCAUCCACGAAAAGUACCGGAGCGCCCCCGCUCAGGGCUGGGAAUAUGACAUCGCCCUUCUGAAGCUGCCGGGGGCGGAGGGCAGAUGCGUGACGUUCGACCUCCGCACAAACGCGGCCUGCCUGCCCACCGCCUGGAUGCAGGCCAGGCACCAGCGGCCAGCGGCCUGUGUCAUCACGGGCCGGGCUGCCUCAGACUCGGGACGCCCCAGCAGCGUCCCCCAAUCUUGGGCGCCGCUCCUGCCAGCGUGGAAGUGCAAGGAUCGCUAUGGCGACCGUUACUCCAGCCGCAUGCUAUGUGUGGGCAGCCUGCCAGCCGGCCGGCGGGCGGAGGGCUGCCACACCGACGAUGGCGGGCCCCUGGUGUGCCACGACGAAGGCGGGCGCUGGAUUCUCACAGGGGUCGUCUCUUGGGGCCGCGGCUGUGCCGAUCCGGUCUUUCCGGGGGUGUACACACCUGUAGCCCGCUUCCUGCACUGGAUCGAGCAGGUCACAGGCCACCCUGCAGAGAUCUGAGUGCAGCAGGUGCUGGGUCAUGUGACUCCGUGGGACUCUGUGAUUGGGCAGAGGGCUGUAGGGAGGGGUUUGCAGGGCUGCUCUUAGCGUUUGCUCUCAGGCUUGGCCACUUGGUCUCUACUGACCCGGCCAGACAAUCUCUAUCUCGCUAAUUCCAUCCCAUUGCAGGACAAAUCAAUUUGGCCGCAAAAACAGCCUGUAAUAUUAGUAUUGAUGUUGCGAAAUAAGCAUGAUUAGGCCUACAUGUCCCCAGCAGCAGAAGGUCACACAGUGUCAGUCAGCUUGUCAGCCAAUUGAUCUUCGUUUGGUUGUAACACGGAUAAAAUAGUUUGCACUUGCUAACACAGCAUUUACUAAAACAUAAGAAUUAAAUAUCUGCUUCUAUACAUGAAUCUCCCAUCUGCCAUUUGAGAUCUGAUGCUUUGAUGGGUGCAGCCCCCCCAGGGCAGGCGGCAGUGAUUCGUGACCACCCCCCUGCAGGAAAAGCCAGUGACUCCUUUGCUGCGGCUUCUCCCGGCUUGUGGGCGCCCCCACCUCCACGCUGUCUGGGAACUCACUCAGGCCUGAGAUCGAUAACGGCUGACGCCCGCUCCUUUAGAUUAUUCACUCAGGCUUAGCGUGGAACAUUCCGGUUUAUUUUUGGGGAAGGUCCAAAAUCAAUAGUGGAGUCAAUUGUGAGUCACCCUAAAGACGCAGAGUCUAUAAUAUGGGGCCGGGGUGGAAUCCUCGCCCCACACCCCCCCUUCAGUCCUUCUGACCUCUAACAAUGUUUUAAUCUGUCCCCCACCGGAGGACACGCCUCCACAUGGUCGGUCAUGUGACACGCGCUCACGGCCAGUGGCCAGAGCUGAUCUUUUGAGCCCUUCACUGUCCUUCCAAUGACCAGCUGGAGGGGAGUGCAGACCCUCCCUCCCAGUGAAGCCAGAGCUCUGAGACACGCUUUCCUGCUUAGUAAAUGACGAGCCCCCACCGUCACCGAGAGAAGCGUUCCUGGGGGUCCGGAACGUCGUGCAUUAGCGAGGGGGUCCUGCUUGUGGUGUAGAAUUAGCCAAUAAAAGUAGCGAUGACCUGCGAGGGUGUCAGGCUGCUUCUCCUCGUCUAAAGCCAUUAUCGUCUGAUUUUUACAAAAAUAAAACCUUUGCUUGCACAAAAGUGUAUUAUAGAUAACACACCCGAAUUAGCCAUUCGUUUAUUCCAUUCAAAUAGAGCCACAUUUGAGCUACAUCAGUACUUCAAUCUAGAUAGUACUUUAUCUAAAACCAUCAGUGAGUGUACUAAUUUUCGAACAAUUAGUUUUGUAACUGAUUUACAUAAACUCGCAUUUUCAUAGUUCAUAUUAUCGUUAUGUGGAAAGUGAUUCGUGCUUCACAACCAAACUGAUAAUAUCGUUAGAAUGCAAAGGUAGUUUUAUUGCUUUUUUCUACUUUCCUAGAAUAAUUAACACAUGCAACGUGAACCCCCAGCAGGUGGCAGUGUAAUCUUUGUGUUUGACGGGAAAUUUACUGUCUAAUUUAAAGUUUGUAUAUUAUAUUGUAUUAUCAUCCCAACAAAAGGUUUUAAAAUAGUACGAUGUUCAUGCUUAUCUUGUUGCCUGAGCAGAAAGAGUGUAAUCUAUACUACAGACUGUAAUUACAAAUGGUAGACGAUAGGACAGCGUUAUUUCUUAAAUGAUUUUGUGGAUACUU
Brienomyrus brachyistius is the source of this 5026-nucleotide messenger RNA. Its product is annotated as neurotrypsin. The coding region runs from base 816 to 3341 and encodes 841 amino acids. Gene Ontology annotation, biological process: proteolysis. The transcript has 14 exons. The record is from RefSeq and is a predicted model, not a curated record. Gene Ontology annotation, cellular component: membrane. Lineage: Eukaryota; Metazoa; Chordata; Actinopteri; Osteoglossiformes; Mormyridae. Gene Ontology annotation, molecular function: serine-type endopeptidase activity.